AUGGCUGAAGAACAGGAAAACGAGCUCGUCCCCGAAGAGGAGGUUACCUCCAUCCCAGGCUGGGCUCCCACGGUGUCCUUGCAGGUGCAGGACAUCCGAACCGGAGAAGAGGAAGAGGAAGAAGUCUAUUCGCAGCGUUCGAAGCUGUACCGCUUCAAAGAUGGAGACUGGAAGGAGAGAGGCCUUGGGGACUCGAAGCUGUUGAGACACAAGGUUUCAGGAAAAGUUCGUUACAUGAUGCGACAAGAGAAGACUGGCAAAAUUGUGGCAAACCAUUUUGUCUUCGAGCACCAGCUAUAUUGCGUUCUUGCAAAUCAAAACCAGAGUGACAAGAUUCUGAUGUGGACUGCGUUGGACUAUGCCGAGGAUGAACAGCAUGUGGAACAAUUCGCAUUGAAAUUCAAGGAUAAGGAGCUGGCUGAAACGUUCCGAACUGCCUUUGACAGAGCGAAAGUUGGCCAAAUUUCCGGCAGUCCCAAGGCUGAUGGGCCUGGACCACGGCCGAGCGAGCCGCACAGCGAGCCGCACAGCGAGCCGCACAGCGAGCCCCAUGCCAGCCCCACGCCGCAAGCACAUGCCGCUGCAGAGGGGGGCGAGGAUGAUCUGGUGCCGGAAGAAGAGGUCACCGUUGUGCCAGGCUGGGCUCCGACUGUGACGUUGCAACCCCAGGAGAUUCGCACCGGCGAGGAAGAUGAAGACGAAAUUUAUUCUCAAAGAUCGAAGCUGUAUCGUUUCAAAGACAGCGAUUGGAAGGAAAGAGGGCUUGGUGAUUCCAAGCUUCUUCGGAACAGGGUAACAGGCAAAGUUCGGUAUAUGAUGCGGCAAGAGAAGACCGGCAAGAUUGUCGCCAACCAUUAUCUAAUCGCCUACCCUCCGUACUGUGAGCUCGCGCCGAAUGCAGGGAGUGACAAAAUCUGGACAUGGACGACCAUAGAUUGCGCGGAGGAUGAACAAAAGGUGGAGCAGUUUUCUCUCAGAUUCAAAGAUGCAGAUCUUGCACAGCAGUUUAAAUCGGCGUUCAACAGCGCAAGAGCAGAGAUGGCCGAGGUCUACACGCCCGAGCCGAAAACAAACGAUUCUGAAGCUGCAGCUGCUGAUGCAGCUGCCGUCGGUCUUAGAGUGAUUGACCAAAAUUGGAGCACUUCGACCGAGUAUCAGGUAGGUCAGUCCUCAGCCGUGGCCGCAGCGGUGAUGUACAUCGUUGCAGUCGUCGGGGACUGCUUUGACUGGUUGGCUGCCAAGCUGUGUGGCCUGUUUAGCUCUCUCUCCUCCACUGGUUCUGUCGCUUCCAGCAGUGGGUUAUUUUCAGCCACUGCAGCCAGCAGUGGAUCUUCGUUCAGCUCUUCCAGCACUUCAGCCGGUUCUGGUCUUUUUGGUGGUGGGCUAUUCGCUUCGGCCAACACUGCCGGUGGCUUGUUCAGCGGAAUGUCGUUCGGCUCGAACAAGGCAGACUCACCCGAGACUCAGGCUCAGGUCGACACCAAACCGACGUCAUCGGAGGCUCCAACCCCAUUCGCAAGCUUGACUUUUGCUGCCAGCACGGGUGGCCUCUUUGGCAACACUGCCGGUGGCCUUUUCUCUGGCGGUGGCAGCCUUUUUGGAAACUCUGGCAAUUCCAGCAGCUCUGGUGGUGGGCUUUUCUCCGGAAGCACUGGUGGUGCGACUGGCGGCCUUUUUGCUGGGCUGCCCGAGAGCUCCAGCGGCGGAAUUUUUGGUGGCGGCAGCAUCGCGACCACUGGCAGCAGCCUUUUUGGUUUGGCUGCAUCUUCGGGGAGUCUCUUCAGUGCCGCAUCAGGAGGCAUCCUGGGAGCAGCGGCGACGGGUGCAGCAGAGAAGGCUCCAUCGACGGGCCUGUGGGCGGGAGCAACAGCCAAUGGGGCCCAGGAUGACGAGCAGUAUGUUCUUGAAGAAGAAGUCACGCAGAUUCCUGGUUGGGCUCCCUCUGUCUCGUUGGAAGUCAGAGAUCACGUCGAGACCGGUGAAGAGGACGAGGAGGAGAUGUACAGUCAGCGCUCCAAGCUCCUCCGGUUCGUCGACAAUGAAUGGAAGGAGCGGGGAACAGGCGAUGCCAAAAUUCUGAGGCAUGGGGGCACCGGCAAAUGCCGGUUCCUGAUGCGGCAAGAGAAGACUGCAAAGAUCGUCGCCAACCACUACAUCAUUGAUCAACACCCAUAUUGCGACUUAGUCCACAAUGCUGGCAAUGCCAAGAUCUGGGUGUGGACUGCGCUGGACUGGGCAGAUGAGGAGCAAAAGGUGGAAAAGUUCGCUCUCCGCUUCAAGACAGAAGAAUUGGCCGACGAGUUUGCCAAGACUUUCAACGCAGCGAAGAGCGGUGAGAUGGCAAGUGUCGGUGACGCGCAAGAUGACGACGACUGGGAGAAGGCCGAGGCAGAGGCUUAUGGAGCCGGCGCUUUGGGCGAGGGCCCGGGUCUGGCGGCGCUUGCGGCGAUGCAGGCAACUUCUGGCUGGCGCUGUGACGGCUGUCGAUUGCAGUGGUCCGAACAGGACUUGGAGUGCAAUGUUUGCGAGAUUGUGCGGCCUGGAUAUGAGUCCGAGGUUGCGGCAGCAAAGGCGGAGAAGGAGUCGGGCAAGCAGAGCGCCGUGUCCGCCUUCCUGGGAACAACUCAGUCCAGCGGGAGUGGAAACUUCGCACAGUCUUCGAGCUCGACUGCAACCGGCAUUGUGUUUGGUUUCGGUUCUGCAGCACCUACUGCAGCAUCCGCUGCCUCGGCGCAGCCGAGUCCUUCGAUUUUUGGAGCCAACCCGUCUUCGGUCUCCAUUUUCGGCGGCAGCACUUCCACCUUCGAUGCUUCGUGCAGCUCAG
Messenger RNA from Symbiodinium necroappetens, 2824 nucleotides. The record is from the annotation of a GenBank genome assembly. NCBI's taxonomy places the organism in Eukaryota, Dinophyceae, Suessiales, Symbiodiniaceae.